CUCGUCGGCGAAAAAUGCGAGUUUAAAGUAUACCGCCAUAAUACAAAGAAAGAAGGCAAACGAGCCGUUGAAGUUCUUUCCAAGCCCUUCGAUGAUCAGACUCUCGACGAGCUCGACAGCCCAUAUGCUCUUGUCAUCAAUCGGUACUUUGGCGAUAAGAGUCAACUUGAGAAGACGACUCUGGACAUCAAUUCGAGUUGGCUUGUCAGGGUUUUCAGAGAAGUCAUUGGCUCCUACCCUACAGUGCCUGCCGAUUUUUGCACGCCCUUCCAACUUGAAAGUCCAUUCCAAAUCCUGCUUCACCACUGGGAAGAUCUGGAUGAGCGCCGCCAAGCUACCCAGAAUGCUGAGGAACGUAUGCAUCUGAAUCUAUUGUUCGAUUUUCUGGUGAAUGAGCUUGGCUCCGAGAGAGAGCGUUUACUGGGCAUGAUGAGAAAGAAUCAGAUUACAUUCAAAACCGCAUGGUCUAUAUUCCGCCCGGGAGAGUUGGUCUACACGUCCUUCAUGGGACAUCCCUGGCUUUUGAGAUGCCAGAAAACAGCCUAUGAGCAAACUGUGAAAAGGGGUCCGUAUCUGGAGGUCCAUUGCAUUUUCUGCGAUCAUAAUGGUACCGUCGAAGGACAGGCCAAAAAGGUCUUCAAGAUAUACCAGAAAGAGAGCUUUGGAGCUGAAAAUCCCGCAACCAUCACUGAACUUUCCGUUUAUGCGCGGAGGUUUGUUCAGGGUCAGGAAGGACUAGAAGAGCGACUUAUCAAGCGCGGUCGGAAAUUCCUUUCCUUGACAGGAAUGUCAGUCAAAUCAUAUGACGGGCCAGCUAAAUAUCUCAAGGAGCCAUAUCACCGCUUUUAUGAUCCAGGCAUGGCGGACUGGCCUGGAGUUUGGCUGCCAUACACCGAGCUCGGACGAGUUGUUGUCGACCGCAAGACGUUCCAGCAAGAACAAAUUUCGAAUGCAGUCAGUGUCCAGGCACAAGAAGUAGAUCCCCUACUAUGCCCUCCUUAUGAGUACGGCUUUUCUUUGGCUCGAAAAGAGUGGGCUAAGUUCAUGAUUGAUUGUAUCGACGAGAUCACCUGGGCCGAGAAUGUUUGGGAUUCAUUGAUUGUUGGUGAUCGCCAAAAAUUGGUGCUUCAGUCUUUAGUCACUUCACACUUGUAUCCCGACGAUGCUCGCGAUCAAAUGAGACAAAAGGGCAAGGGCUUGGUUGUUUUGCUCUACGGGACUCCAGGCUCUGGAAAGACAUUGACAGCCGAGACUGCAGCCGAAGGCACCCGAAAGGCCUUGAUAAUGACUUCCCUGGGGGAGCUCAACAAGGAAGACAGCGCCUGGGCCUUCGAAACCCGCUUGCGACUCCUACUGAGAUAUGCUACCUUAUGGAAAGCGGUCGUCCUGAUGGAUGAAGCGGAUGUAUUCCUCGAGGCAAGAGAUGACCACGGUGACAGCAACACACGGAACGCUCUUGUAGCUGUUUUCUUGAAAGAACUCGAAUAUUUCAGCGGAGUCGUAUUCCUGACUACCAAUAGGAUUAAAUCAUUCGACCGAGCCAUGAAGUCUCGGAUUCACCUUGCUCUCGAGUAUACACCACCUGGCAUUGAAACACGCCAACAACUUUGGGAGCAGAUUCUCAAGUCUAUCCCUCCAGAAGAGAUUGAUAUUGACCCCGAGGAUGCGAUUGAUCAUUUUGUGGCAGCUAAGAUCAACGGUAGAGAGAUUGCGAAUACUGUAAACACUGCAAGAACCAUUGCCAGAUUCGAAAAGAAGGCUCUUCAACUGAAGCAUAUCGAACUGGUGCUUGGUGUGUGGAGAGAAUUCGAUGACAGCUUAAAGCAGACUGCCCAGAAAUCGGGUCAAGCUAUGGAGAAAGGCAGCCGCAUGAUUGAUCGCACAAAUUCUAUCAUUGAAGAGGAAGAUGACGGCUUCAAAACCUGA
Messenger RNA from Penicillium cataractarum, 1926 nucleotides. RefSeq names its product ATP-binding protein. NCBI's taxonomy places the organism in Eukaryota, Fungi, Ascomycota, Eurotiomycetes, Eurotiales, Aspergillaceae. The annotation marks the transcript as partial. The record is from RefSeq and is a predicted model, not a curated record. The transcript has 3 exons. Gene Ontology annotation, molecular function: ATP binding; ATP hydrolysis activity.